Chara braunii is the source of this 3605-nucleotide messenger RNA. The record is from the annotation of a GenBank genome assembly. Lineage: Eukaryota; Viridiplantae; Streptophyta; Charophyceae; Charales; Characeae.
CGGGUUUUGAGAGCGGUUCGCAUCGUGCAGCUGAUCAUUUGCCCGACUUAGGGGUUGUAGGAGUUGGAGCGUCGUACAACUCCGGACAACUCCGUACCGACUCGUCAGCAGUCUGUGCUAGACAUGCGCGCUGCAGCUGUUGCCUCCCCAUUACACGCACAGCUCAGACUCCGGGCCUGUGCUCGGUCUUCAGGUUGGGAAGGGUGAGAGAGACGGCGGGGGGCGACGUAUCUCCCAUUUUCAGUGCACAGAUGUUCUGCACUUGUUUGUCAGUGAGAUAGGUUAGCCUUCGCACGAGAGAGAGGGCGAGCAAGGGUCACUGGCGAUCCGACGGCCCAGCUCCGCGUUGUGGCGACGACAGCGGAAUCUGUCUGGCGUUUGGCAAAGUUCCCCUGACCCUGACAUCCUGCCCUGUCUACUGUCUAUCUAUUUUCUCCUCGAGCGGCUGACUUUCCUCCUCGCCUUCUGUACUCGUUCUUUACAGUAGAAAGAAAACCAGCAAUCAGGUCACAUUUUUCUGAGAGCUGCUGGGUGUUCGUUUCCUGCGGUACCUCUUAUCUUGCUCCCUCUUUCUCUCUAGCUCGCCGCGGAAAGUGCGGUCGGCCGCGUGUGUCAUCGUCAUCGUCAUCGUCAUCUCCAUCGCCAAGGUGAGUACCGUUAACGAUGGGGCUGCAGAAUUUGCGAAUGGGUCUUCUGUGCGGCUGCGUGACGUUCCUGUGUUUGCGCGGCGUGGUGUUCGAGUGGAUCCACCGUAUUCACACCGGGGAUCUCCAAGGCACCGGCGGCGCAGGCGUGUAUGAUCGCCGAAUGAUGGACUUCAGAGAUGAACGGCUACAGAACGCUGUUGCCAAUUUCCAAGUAGAUGACAGAGCUGAUACUGGUCGGUUCAAGCUGUUGUGGGUUACGGCGGAACCUCAUCAGCCUGUAAAGGUAGAGAACAAGGACGAGCUGCUGCAACAUAUGCUAGGUGAGCGACGGGUAGGUGGUCAGGGUGUCGCUGGUGUUGGCGGCAUUGAUGUUCGCUAUCGCCUCCGCACGGGCGCAGUCAAGGAGUUAACGACCAUGGCAGCGGAAUUGGGCGGAGAAAAGGGCGGGGAAUGACUUUGACUUAACCAUCGGCACAUUGUGACUGAAAGCUGUGUUUUUAUUAUCAUAUACAUGAUGUGACGCAGUCUGAGCUGGGCUUUUUCACGGGUCUUGUUUCCUUCCUCCUUUCCUUUGCUCCCUUUCCUCUGCAUGCUUUCCACUGCUCCCUCUUCUGUACUCCUCUCUCUUCUCUCCUGUGAUGCUCUCCUCUCCUCUGCACCCUCUCCACUGCUCCCUCUUCUGUACUCCUCUCCUCCUCUCCUCCUCUCCUCCUCUGCCCGUCUCAUCGACCUCUGGCCUCUGGUUAGUGCUGAAGUGGGUAGUUCUCUACAGCUUACAUGAGAUGUUGUAUGGAAAGCUCUCAUCGACCUCUGGCCUCUGGUUAGUGCUGAAGCGGGUAGAUUCCUGAUGACGAAUGAGGCGGCGGAGAUCCUCGGUUUCAAGAGAGGGGGGUACCCGUUGUAUGGAGAUGGAGAUUGGGCGUGAUAUUUAGUAAUUAGCGCGUGGACUUGUUGCCAGUCUUUACCUCGUUUUCGUUCUUAUUUCGGCGUUUUCAAUGGCCGCAGCUGCCGCUGUUGCUCCGUGCGCUUGCAGCUUCGUCUGCUCGAGAGCCUCCCAGGCGUCUCCUCGCCCGACAAAUGAAUAUGCUGGUGAUGUUUGAUUCUGUGUAUGCUGGAUCUCUCUCACUACUGACGAGGCGCACGCACGUCAUUUGCGGGAUCUCUCUCGCUACUGACGAGGCGCACAUUAUUUGCAGGAGUGUUUCGCCCGUUGUUCAUUGAUUCAAAUAAAGCCAAGUUGCCACUCAGUUUGAUAAUUACCCGCGCAUCGUUACGUGAGGGGGGACUCUUGUUCCGCUGGAAAGAGGUGCAUAUAUAGAGUAGACGUCAAGAGACUGGCUGUGUACCUGCUGUUACUAUAUUGCUAAAUUGCAUUUCGUCUCUCCUGCUGGUGGGAUGGUGACUAAGACGCCGAGCCGAAUUGUGCGUUCACCGGUAGCAAACGAUCCACUGAGCAUACAUCUGUGUGUACGUGUGUAUGUGACUCUGUGUGUGUAUGUGUGUGUGUGUGUGUGAGAGAGAGAGAGAGAGAGAGAGAGAGAGAGAGAGAGAGAGAGAGAGAGAGAGAGAGAGAGAGAGAGANGAGAGAGAGAGAGAGAGAGAGAGAGAGAGAGAGAGAGAGAGAGAGAGAGAGAGAGGCGGUGGGGGGCUUGCAGAGGUCGAUAAAUUGUCGAUAAACUGUGACGUAAUUGCACAAGGCAAGGGUCGUCGUACGUUUUGUCGCUUCUGAGACGUGCGACUAGGAUUAGUGAGGGGCUUUAAACUGUCUGUCAUGUGGAUCUCUUCAUGGCAUGGUUUGGUGAUGGGAGGAAUAUCUGACCAGGACUUCCUCGGUGGUUGGUUAAAAGCGCUAUCUUGGCGUCAGGGCAACAAUUUUAGAUGAGUUUCUCACUCUAUAACGGUCCGGUCGCUUUUCUUUUUUCGGAUGGACGGACUUGGUGGACGAAUCUUGAGAAUAGGUUAUGGGUUCUGCCAACUCGCUGAGCGGGUCAAUGUCUCCCUUUUCUAUCUGUCCGCGUUUCUCUCGUUUUUUUUCUCGCUUUUCUUAAUCUCUGAACUUCGCAUGUAUAUCGUCAGCAUCAUCAUGCACAGUGCGUGGGUUCUGCCGACUCACUGAGCGGGUCCAUGUCUCUCUCUUUUCUAUCUGUCCGCGUUUCUCUCGCUUUUCUUCUCGCUUUUCUCAGUCUCUAAACUUCACCUGUAUAUCGUCAGCAUCAUCAUGCACAGUGCAUAUCCCUUUUCUUGUGAACUUGUGCAAUGACGAGUGGGGUGUAUACGGUACUUCUCUGCCCCUGGAAAGGCGCGAAGCGUUCUGUGCUGUUAUGCCCGUGCUGUUAUGCCCAUGCUUUAUGCCCGUGGUUUAUGUCGAUACAUUGUCGCCGUGCUUUGUGCCCAAGUUUUUCUCUCCGUUCGUGGUGCCAAGCCUACACCUAAGUCUGUGUUCGACGACGUGUGUUCUCGGUACGGUGUUGAUCUUUUUCCGUGCUUUUUGCGUUUCUGGUCUGGUCCAUAUUGGUAGCGGUGUGAUCAUUCGUCCACGCCUGUUGUGUUUUGCUGUCUUGUUGUCUUGUACUGUACGGUGAGGGGAUUAAUGGGAUGCCUUUCGCAAGCAUGGUGACUAGGUUCUUUUGUGGGGAUAUAGGGGGCCAAGCAUGCUGCUAAGGCUCUUUUUGUCAAGAGGUAAGGCGCCAAGCAUGCGUCUAAGGCUCUCUUUUUUAUGAGGAAGGGGCCAAGUAUGCCGCUGAGGCUUUUUUCGUGUUGAGACGAAGGGGCAAGCUUGCUGAUAAGCCUAUGUUUGUAAGGUCUUUUUGUCUGAAGAGAGAAUGAGCACGUGUUCGUGCUCGUCCAAGUUGUCAUAAAAUAUAUAGUCUACUUGAAAAAAAAAACAUGAAAAAAAUCGGAUCGAUGUUUUGCGCAGAAUCACUGACGGGUUGUCUUCGUGUUCGCGGCGCGGGAAAU